Molecule: messenger RNA, 3502 nt
Organism: Salpingoeca rosetta
Lineage: Eukaryota; Choanoflagellata; Craspedida; Salpingoecidae
Exons: 19
Coding region: 225-3473 (1082 amino acids)
Cellular component (GO): nucleus; MLL1 complex
Source: RefSeq, a predicted model, not a curated record
AGCCGUCAGAAUAACGCCACUUUUUUUUUUGGUUCAGCAAGCGCGAGGGCGGACAAGACGAAGAGACAACGUGCUCCACGACCACACACACAACAUACGACUUACAUCUUGCUUGGCAGCACAGACCACAACCCCCACACCCCCUCCCCUUCACUGCCACAACCAAGCGCCUCCCACAUCGCAGCAACCGCCCACACACACGUAAACACGUACGCAGCCCAAGGAUGGUGCGGACGCGGAAGAAGGCUGGCAAGUCCAGCAAGGAAGUUGACUUCAAGAAGAAGAAGAACAAAGUGGGAAAGUCCAAGCGGCAGGAGAACGCCACCGUCACCACCUUCAAGACCCGGGCCAUCCACGUGACCUCGUCCUUACGAGAAGUCGAUCACGCAAAGGAGAUUGUCACGCAGCAAGGCCAGACCAUCAGCGAUCUGCUGGCAAAGGCCGGCCACUACAACAAGAACGUGCGUGCAGACGCGGUUCACGCCAUGGCCCUGCUGAUCGAGGAUCAUCCAGAGCUGCUGCAGCAGGCCGCAAUUUUGUUGGCAGUGGUGGAGCGCGUGUGCCCGCUCAUCUCCGACCUGUCCCACCGCGUGCGCACCGAAGUCGCUGCGCUGCUCAAAAUCAUCGCCUCCUCCUGUGAUCAGACCCAACUCGUUCCGUACUUCCCACUCAUGGUGGCGCACACCAGCACCGCCAUGACCAGCAUCGACCACUACACCCGCGAGGACGCCCUGAACGUCAUCGACGUCUGGAUCGACCACCUCCCGGCCUUGCUCGGUGAAAUGGGCCACAAGCUGCUGGACAACUUUCUCCACCUCAUCUCCUCCCAAUCCUCUGGUGGCAGCGGCGGUGGCAGCAGUAGUGGCGGACUGUCCUCAUCGUUGGCCUCAUCAUCAGCGAUCGGGUCCAUGCCUGGUGGCCGCCAGCUCUCCGGUGCGCCCAGCAGUGCGCUCAGCAGCAACAAAGGCCGCAAGUCUGUCCUGCAGAGGUUGAACCGCUUCACCCAGAUUGCACUCCGCACACACGUGCCAGAGGUCAACGCACUCCACAGCGAGGCGCAGGCGUUGCCACCUCUCCAGCUUGGCCAGGCGUGUGUGAACACUGUCGGGCUAUACCCGGCCUCCGGCCGCCAGUGGCAGCGGCGCCAGCGCAGUGAGACUGCACCUGCACCAGCCUCCUUCUCCACUGUGCCAGCAGCCACAGCAGCGGGACAACAAGCAUCAGCGACCACAACAGCAACAAGGGAGAGUGCGGCUGCGGUGCACGGCUCAGCGUCUUCUGCUGCGGGGAGUCAGCAGGCUGGCCAGGGCCUCAUGUCGCCAUCGCACGUGCUGUUGUACGCGGUGCAGGAUCUGUGGCCCGUGCUGGACCAAGCGUGGCUGGAGCUCGUGUCCACACGCGAUGCUGUCGGUGUCACCAGCGAAUCAGAUGCAAACACCCUCUCCAUCGUCUCCAUCCUCGUGGAUCUUGCUGUGUGCAUUGUGCAGUUUCUACAGGCCGGUGGCCACAGUGGUGUCACAGCGCAGACAAAGGAACAGCAGCAACAGCAACAACAGCAACAGGAGGAGGAAGAGGAGGCAAUGCGACACAAGCACACGGCACCUGGUCCCGCUCGCAAACGCGCGAAGCACCAGCAGCUGCACCGCCAUCACCUGACGUGUCUUGAUUUGAUCCCCACGCUCUCCUCCCUCUUCUUCGAGCGGUUUCCCUUUGGCGGCGACGCCUGCUUCCACGGAGGGAACAAUGGGCUGGUGCUGUUGUGGUUGAAUGCACGAACAGCUCGCAUGAUGGCCAUUUCGUGGCUGUGGAUGCACCAGCACACAGCGAGCGACGACACCACCACCACCAGCAGCAGCAGCAGCAGUGAUGGCAGUGGCGGUAGUGGUUCACGCAAGCGCGGUAAGCGCGGCAAGGCGGCGAAGAAGGGUGGAGACACGAACAGGGAAUUUGAAUUUGGCGGCGAGCUGACCAAGUUCCUGCACGAUGCCGUGUCCUCCGCAAAGCAGAUGCAACAUGAAGCUGUGCUGCAACACGUCCUGCAAACCGUUGUUCUUCUCUCAACCAACUGCCUGCUUGGCGCGGAGGUGUUGGAUGCCGUCGCCAAGUUGCACGCCGCUGUACCGCUCGAUUCCUCGCACAAGCGCCUCACGUUCCACGUCAUGGCUGAGAUGCUGCGAUGGACAGCCUCCCUCUCGUCGAGCAAACCAGAUGAUGAAGCACUCAAGGCAAUCUGCAUGGAGUGGGCAAAGACGCUGCCUCGCCUCGCCUGGCAACUCAACGUGUCCAACACGUCUUUCUCACAUGACGCGCUCGCCACCAUCCACUUUGUCAUCGCACACAAGCUGCUGAGCGAGAAGGAUGCGGCGGCGACGGCGCGGCAGCUUGCGCGCCUCGUCAUCACCACCGCUAAAGGAAAGGACUUUGCAGGCCCGUUCCAGAAGUUGCCUGCACGCACUCAGCACUUGCUACUGGAUGUGCUGUCGCUGACGGCGGAUUCUGCUGCCAUGCACGACACUGCCCUCGUCGCCGCCCGCGCAGCAACGCUCCUGCGUGUCGACGCCACUGUCCACCGCCGCCUGGUCAAGCUUGCCAUCUCUGGCCGACACACAGCAACGCCAUUUGCGCUGGCCGCGGCACGCGUCUUCCUUGAUCUCGAAGCAGGGGUGGAUGUGGCCGCGGCUUGCGAAGAUGUCGUGUUGGACGGGCAGCCGCGCGUGUGCGCACCGCUGCUGUUGACCAUCGCCCAGGGCCGCGUCAAGGCCAAGGCUGCUGAGAGCCCCAAGGCCGUGCACGCAUCGGUAGCGCAGGCGGUGGCGACGGCCCAGCUGAUGUCUCGGUUGUGGUGCGAGGCGCGGCACAAGGAGACACCACCAAUCCCGCACAUCAUAGCACAGCUCUCCGCCGCAAAGGAUGCAGCAGUUCCGGUUGACCGAGCGUGUGGCCUCGUUGCGCUCGCAACAGCGCUCAGCCGCAUUGAAUCGCGGUUCGACGCAAGCAAAGCUCCCCUCCCGCCUGCUAUUGUGGAUUGCAUGGCAGCUGUGUUGUGUUUCCAUGCACGCCAUGGGCUUCCAGAGGACAGGCCGGCAACCGCCGUCGCCAAUGCCAAUACCGCCGCAGCUGCUACUGCUGCGCUCCAAACGCUCACCACACUCCUCGAUAUGGCAGUGGCGGUCUGCAACGGGGAUGCCGCAGUAUUGGCGCAGUUGCUGAGCGGUGUAGCAGCGCGGAUGGAUGCCGUUGGGGCAUCGAAAAUGCUACCUCUGCUUGCUUCCCUGUGCAAGGAUGAGCGCGUGCUUGACCUGCUGCGCCAAGAAGAAGAAGAAGGGGCGGUGGUUGAUGCCGCUGCCCGCGCCGCGUCUUCGUUGUACACCCUUCUCGCCACCAUCGCCACCACACACGAGCGGCUGUCCGCACAAGUGCGUCGCGUGCGACAGCAGUUGGAGCAGGAAGGCGUGGCUGAACCAACACCAUAAUUGUUGCCCCAUUAAAAUCUAUCUUUUUC